This is a messenger RNA of Thalassophryne amazonica, 3205 nucleotides long. Its product is annotated as serine/threonine-protein kinase tousled-like 1-B. Gene Ontology annotation, cellular component: nucleus. The record is from RefSeq and is a predicted model, not a curated record. Gene Ontology annotation, biological process: peptidyl-serine phosphorylation; intracellular signal transduction; chromosome segregation. Gene Ontology annotation, molecular function: ATP binding; protein serine/threonine kinase activity. The transcript is spliced from 22 exons. The coding region runs from base 239 to 2515 and encodes 758 amino acids. Lineage: Eukaryota; Metazoa; Chordata; Actinopteri; Batrachoidiformes; Batrachoididae.
UCGCGCACUGGAUGCUGGCAGGCGGCGCGCGCUGCGGUCACCAUGCGAAGCUUCCUCCGGAUCCGUUUUAGGACCUGCUCGGGUCAUAGCCUACGAGACGCGUAGCCUCACAACAACGGGUCAAAGUCGCACUCACAAGCCGGUUCGGCGGUGGCGGUAUCCACAGGAUGGACUCUGAUUGUUUUUUCCCGCGGACGGCGGCGUGCGGGCGGGCUGCUGUCGGCGGUAAAGUGGCUUCAUGAGUGUCCAAAGUAACAGUGGAAGUUUGGAGGCGACGCCAUCUUGGUCGCAGCUCUCCUCGUCCCCAACCAUUUCUCAACAACAGCAAAUAACGGCGACCGCAAAGACCAAGGAAGGGCCCAUGGAGGAGUUGCACAGCCUCGACCCCAGGAGACAAGAGCUGCUGGAGGCCAGGUUUACAGGUGCUGUCAGUGGCAACACAGUAGGCAGCACUGGGAGCACCAGUGGAGGGGCUAAGGGUAUGGCUAACGAGUCCUCUAACCACAGCUUUGGCAGUCUAGGUUCAUCAAGUGACAAGGAGUCUGAGAACUCUGAUUUGAAGAGAGGGAGCUCCCCUGCUUACUCAACCCCAGAGAAGAAGGUCUCUGAAUCAUCUAGAGGGAGAAAAAGAAAAGCUGAGACCUAUUCAGAAAGUAGUCAAGGGAAGACCUCUACACGUGGGCCCAAGAUCAGCGACUACUUCGAUUUCCAUGGUGGAAACGGUUCCAGUCCAGUUAGAGGCCUCCCAUCAGCUCGUCGCUCUCCGCAGAACUCACACUCUGGCCCAGGUUCCAUUAUACGGCAGAAUAGCUCCUCUCCCACAAGUCUCUCUUUUGGGGAACAUAAUCCUAAAGCUUCCUGCAGCAAGUCUGUCCAGACUGAGUUGACGGGUCUGAAAUUAGCAGCUCUGGAGAGCAACAAGAGCCUGGAUCUUGAAAAGAAAGAAGGACGAAUUGAUGACCUGCUUCGGGCUAAUUGUGACUUGAGGAGACAGAUCGAUGAACAGCAAAAGCUCCUGGAGAAAUACAAAGAGAGGCUAAACAAGUGCAUCACUAUGAGCAAAAAAUUGCUCAUAGAGAAGAGUACCCAAGAGAAGCAGUCGUGUCGUGAGAAGAGCAUGCAAGACCGUUUACGUCUCGGCCAUUUCACCACUGUGAGACAUGGAGCAUCUUACACUGAGCAGUGGACGGAUGGCUAUGCAUUCCAGAACCUGAUCAAGCAGCAGGAAGGCAUUAACCAGCAGAGGGAGGACAUUGAACGACAGAGGAAGCUGCUGGCCAAGAGGAAACCUCCAAACUCCACAUCUCCUGCACUCUCACUGGCUUCAAGCUCUGAACCCAAGCAGCGCAAAGCCAAGGUGGUCAACGGCAAUGAUUCUGACCCCUUCCUCAAGCCCUCUUUGCCUCAGCUACUGACCCUUGCUGAGUAUCACGAGCAGGAAGAGAUCUUUAAGCUUCGUCUUGGACAUCUGAAGAAGGAGGAAGCUGAGAUCCAAGCAGAGCUAGAGAGGUUGGAGCGGGUAAGGAAUCUCCAUAUCAGAGAGCUGAAGAGGAUAAACAAUGAGGACAGCUCAACGUUUAAAGACCAUCCAACUCUAAAUGAAAGGUACCUGCUGCUGCACUUGCUGGGCAGGGGUGGUUUCAGUGAAGUUUACAAGGCAUUUGACCUUUUUGAGCAGCGCUAUGCAGCAGUUAAAAUCCAUCAACUGAACAAAAACUGGAGAGAGGAAAAAAAGGAAAAUUACCACAAGCAUGCGUGUAGGGAGUAUCGGAUACAUAAGCAGUUGGAUCAUCCCAGAAUAGUCAAAUUGUAUGACUAUUUCUCCCUGGAUACUGACACGUUCUGUACUGUGCUGGAAUUCUGUGAGGGUAACGACCUGGACUUUUACCUGAAACAAAACAAGCUCAUGUCAGAGAAGGAGGCACGCUCCAUUGUUAUGCAGAUUGUCAGCGCUCUGCGCUACCUCAACGAGAUCAAACCCCCAAUCAUUCACUACGAUCUCAAACCUGGUAACAUCUUAUUGGUAGAUGGCACAGCGUGUGGAGAAAUCAAAAUCACAGACUUCGGCCUGUCGAAGAUCAUGGAUGAUGACAACUAUGGUGUGGAUGGGAUGGACUUGACAUCACAAGGGGCAGGAACCUACUGGUACCUCCCUCCUGAAUGUUUUGUGGUGGGAAAGGAGCCUCCUAAGAUCUCCAACAAGGUGGAUGUCUGGUCUGUAGGUGUGAUCUUCUUCCAGUGCCUCUAUGGACGCAAGCCAUUUGGCCACAACCAGUCUCAGCAGGACAUUCUACAGGAAAAUACCAUCCUCAAAGCCACAGAGGUCCAGUUCCCUGCUAAACCACAGGCCAGCACAGAGGCCAAGGCUUUUAUUCGACGCUGCCUGGCCUAUCGUAAAGAGGACAGGUUUGACGUUCACCAGCUGUGCUCGGACUCCUACUUGCUCCCUCACAUGAGACGCUCCAACUCCUCCGGCUCCCUGCAGUCCUCCGCCUCAACACUCCCCACCUACUGACUGGCUCCUCCCACAUGUACUGACUGGACUUUCUGGCCAGUCCUAAGGCAGCGUUGUUGGAAUUGGAGGAUGGGGGAGGGUGUGAAGAAAGCUGACUGAACGUUUUUCCUAAGUUGUUUGAAAAGUGCACAACUAGCAGCAGCAAAGAAGGAGACGGGAAGCGUGAGAUGGAAGCGAGGUACAUGAGGGAGGGAGUCUGACACUGUGUGCAUUGUGACCACAGACCUGCCUGUGUGAUAUGGAAGAAAGGAAAAACCUGAACAGGAUGCUGACAGUGUUUGAAGAAAGAAAAGUUUAAAAAAAGAAUCUUGUGGACAUGGUGACGACGACCUUUUUUGCCCUGAGGAGUCAUUUCAACACUUCCAGGAAGGAGUCUGUCAGUGUUACGGUUGGCUGAGAAUAGAUUCAUCCUAUAGCAGAUGUUACAGAUGUUUCUCUGAAGGUGGAAGUGUUGAAGUGGGUGGAACAGAAAAAUCCACCAGCUUCACACAGACUGUUUCAAUCAAACCUGGAGUCAUUGAAUUUUUCCCUCCGCACAACAGAAACUACCCUUACCAGACUAGAUUUUGGGAAAAAAAAAUUGCACCUGUUAAUUUCUGGAUGGAUGAUUAGCACUUUGGAUCCAGAUGAGCAUGAGGUACCGUAGAUGAGAACCAAACCUUCCGUUCAUAAUGUAAGGCCCUAUAAAAA